AUGUUAAAAAGCACAAAUAAGCUAAUACUACUACGAUAUGCUAGUACUGGUACAAAGAAUUCAUCAACUCUACUAAGAGCUCAAUUGGAUCUUAAUGAUAUAACAAAUCGACCAGAAGAGUAUAAAAAUUCAAUCAAGCGAAGACAAUUACCAAAUUCAUUAAUACAAGAUAUAGAUUUCAUCACCACAAACCGACCUAUACAAUCCCAAACUUAUACCAAAAUUAAUGCUCUAAAGAGGGAAAGAAAUGAAUUAGCCGAACAAAUUAAGAGUCGAAGUCACAAUGCCGAUGCCAUUAAGAACAGGUUGAAAGAAAUUAAAAAUGAAAUUAAACCAAUGGAGAAAUAUGUUAAGGAUCUACAAGAAGAAAUAUACAGUAAAGCUGAAUCAUUACCUAAUCUUAUAGAUGAUUCAGUACCUGAAUCUGAUGUACAAGAAGACAUCGUUUCAUACAUAAAUACAACUCCUGAGGAAGCUUCAACAUUUAAUGAAAAUGAUUCAAUUAGAGAUCAUAAAUCAAUUGGUGAAAGAUUUGGAAUACUAGAUUUUACAAUUGCUUCACGUAUAUCUGGACCAUCUUGGUAUUAUUUAAUAGGCGAUGGGGCAUUAUUAGAGCAAGCAUUGAUUCAGUAUGGAUUAUCGAAAGCCCGUUCGAAUGGAUAUAACAUGAUAACUCCACCAACAAUCGUAAAAUCAGAAAUAAUUCAUGCAUGUGGAUUUAAACCAAAUGAUCAAAAUAAUGAAAAACAAGUAUAUCAAAUUGAAAAUGAACCAAGAUCAUUAAUUGGAACUGCUGAAAUUCCAUUAGGAGCAUAUCAUUCUUCAACUAUUUUCCCAUCAAAUACGAUUUUUCCUAAAAAAUAUGUUGGAAUAUCAAGAUCAUAUAGAGCAGAAGCAGGAGCAAGUGGGAAAGAUACUAAAGGGUUAUAUAGAGUUCAUGAAUUUAAUAAAAUUGAAUUAUUUCAUUUUACAAAAAUUAAUCAAUCCCAAAAGGAAUUAGAAAAUAUAAAAAAUUUUCAAAUUGAAAUAAUAAACGAAUUAGGGUUAAAAGCAAAAGUUUUAAAUAUGCCAACAUCAGAUUUAGGUUCACCAGCAAUGAAAAAAUAUGAUAUUGAAGCUUGGAUGCCAGGAAGAGGAUUAUGGGGUGAAUUAACUAGUUGUUCAAAUUGUGGAGAUUAUCAAUCAAGAAGAUUAGGUAUAAGAUUUAGUACAGGAAAUGAUGGUGAGAAUAGUGGUGUUAAUAAUGAUAAAAUUGAACAUAUUGCUACAUUAAAUGGAACUUGUAUGGCAAUUCCAAGAGUUAUAGUUGCAAUAAUUGAACAAUUUUAUGAUCCUGAAUUAGAUGUUAUAAAAAUUCCAAAAGUUUUAAGACCAUAUAUGGAUGGGAAAGAUGUGAUUAAAAAACAAAAUUAG
Molecule: messenger RNA, 1413 nt
Organism: Lodderomyces pseudojiufengensis
Lineage: Eukaryota; Fungi; Ascomycota; Pichiomycetes; Serinales; Debaryomycetaceae
Product: putative serine--tRNA ligase
Exons: 1
Coding region: 1-1413 (470 amino acids)
Biological process (GO): mitochondrial seryl-tRNA aminoacylation
Cellular component (GO): mitochondrion
Molecular function (GO): serine-tRNA ligase activity; tRNA binding; ATP binding
Source: RefSeq, a predicted model, not a curated record